Mandrillus leucophaeus (drill) is the source of this 2029-nucleotide messenger RNA. It is a transcript of the gene ZNF529, whose product is annotated as zinc finger protein 529. Gene Ontology annotation, molecular function: DNA-binding transcription factor activity, RNA polymerase II-specific; RNA polymerase II cis-regulatory region sequence-specific DNA binding. Gene Ontology annotation, biological process: regulation of transcription by RNA polymerase II. Bases 250 to 1941 code for a protein of 563 amino acids. The record is from RefSeq and is a predicted model, not a curated record. Lineage: Eukaryota; Metazoa; Chordata; Mammalia; Primates; Cercopithecidae. The transcript is spliced from 6 exons.
GCUCGCUGCGGGAGCUCCCCUCCAUUUGCACCCACGCCGACUCUAUUGCGACGGGGACUACGCUUCUCCCAGGACCCCGGCUCCCUUUUCCGUUAACCUGGUGGUCGUUUUCCGUGUGUUGCUGAGAGAUGGAUGUUAAAAAUCAAGGCCAGGACUACAGUAAAGCUGAAAUCAUUGAAGUCCUUGGAGCAGAACUGAAAGAGUUCUGCAAGUGAAGGCCCCCUGAAGUGGAAGACAGCAUUGGUACUAAUGGCCAGCUCAAGUUUCAUUGGGGAUCGUGUCCAUGGAGCUCCUCAUGCUGUCAUGCCAGAAGUGGAAUUCCCUGACCAGUUCUUUACAGUUCUAACCAUGGACCAUGAACUGGUGACACUCAGGGAUGUGGUCAUCAACUUCUCUCAGGAGGAAUGGGAAUAUCUGGAUUCUGCUCAGAGGAACUUGUACUGGGAUGUGAUGAUGGAGAACUACAGCAACUUACUCUCACUGGAUUUGGAGUCCAGGAGUGAGACUAAGCAUUUAUCUGUAGGAAAAGACAUUAUUAAAAACACUGGUUCUCAGUGGGAGGUAAUGGAAAGUAGCAAGUUACGUGGCCUUGAAAGUUCCAUUUGCAGAAAUGACUGGCAAAGCAAAAGCAAGAUUGAAGUACAAGGAUCUGAAGUGGGAUAUUUCAGUCAAAUGAAAAUCACCUCUGAAAAUGUACCCACUUACAAAACUCAUGAAUCUCUUACGUUACCUCAGAGAACUCAUGACAGUGAGAAGCCCUAUGAAUACAAGGAAUAUGAGAAGGUCUUCAGUUGUGACUUAGAGUUUGCUGAAUAUCAGAAAAUACAUACUAGUGGAAAAAACUAUGCAUGCAAUCAAUGUUGGAAAACCUUUGGGAUAGACAACUCCAAUAUGUUACAACUGAAUAUUCAUACUGGUGUGAAACCUUGUAAAUAUAUGGAAUAUGGGAAUACAUGUAGUUUUUAUAAAGACCUUAAUGUAUGCCAGAAAAUUGAUAAUGAGAAGUUCUACAAAUGUAAGGAAUACAGAAGGACCUUUGGAAGAGUUGAAGAAGUUACUCCACUUCAAAGAGUUCAUGACGGUGAGAAACACUUCGAAUGCUCAUUCUGUGGGAAAUCCUUUAGAGUGCAUGCCCAACUUACUCGACAUCAGAAAAUCCAUACUGAUGAGAAAACUUACAAAUGUAUGGAAUGUAGCAAGGACUUCAGAUUUCUUUCACAGCUUACCGAACAUCAGAGAAUUCAUACUGGUGAGAAGCCCUACAAAUGUAUGCACUGUGAGAAGGUUUUUAGAAUUAGUUCACAGCUCAUUGAACAUCAGAGAAUUCAUACUGGUGAGAAACCUUAUGCAUGUAAGGAAUGUGGAAAGGCUUUUGGAGUAUGUAGAGAACUUGCUCGUCAUCAGAGAAUUCAUACUGGUAAGAAACCCUAUGAAUGCAAAGCAUGUGGAAAGGUCUUUAGAAACAGUUCAUCCCUGACUAGACAUCAGAGGAUUCAUACUGGUGAAAAACCCUAUAAAUGUAAAGAAUGUGAGAAAGCAUUUGGAGUAGGUAGUGAACUUACUCGACAUGAAAGAAUUCACAGUGGUCAAAAGCCUUAUGAAUGUAAGGAGUGUGGAAAGUUCUUUAGACUUACGUCAGCCCUUAUUCAACAUCAAAGAAUUCAUAGUGGUGAGAAACCUUAUGAAUGUAAGGUAUGUAGGAAGGCCUUUAGACAUAGUUCAGCCCUUACAGAACAUCAGAGAAUUCAUACUGGAGAAAAACCCUACGAAUGCAAGGCAUGUGGGAAGGCCUUUAGACAUAGUUCAUCCUUUACCAAACAUCAGCGCAUUCAUACUGGUGAUAAACCCUAUGAAUGUAAGGAAUGUGGGAAUUCCUUUAGUGUUGUUGGGCAUCUUACGUGCCAACCAAAAAUUUACACUGGUGAGAAAUCAUUUGACUGAAAUAAAUGUAUAAAGUGGUUUUUUAUUUCCGAUUUUCACAGGAAAAAACUAUGGAUGGAUUUAAUGGGUAAUCAAGGCAAUUCAGUAU